Messenger RNA from Melozone crissalis (California towhee), 1870 nucleotides. Its product is annotated as vasopressin V2 receptor-like. The transcript has 3 exons. Gene Ontology annotation, cellular component: membrane. The record is from RefSeq and is a predicted model, not a curated record. The annotation marks the transcript as partial. Gene Ontology annotation, molecular function: vasopressin receptor activity; peptide binding. NCBI's taxonomy places the organism in Eukaryota, Metazoa, Chordata, Aves, Passeriformes, Passerellidae. Gene Ontology annotation, biological process: positive regulation of vasoconstriction; G protein-coupled receptor signaling pathway; regulation of systemic arterial blood pressure by vasopressin.
ACGCCCCCCCCGGUCACUCCCGCUCCCCCCAGGGACGCGGCUCUGGCUGUGGCUGAAGUCUCGCUGCUCUCCCUCCUCUUCCUCCUGGCUGUCACCAGCAACCUCCUGGUGCUGUUCGCGCUCCGCCCCGCUCCCCGCGCCCCCCGCGCCCCCGGGCAGCCCCCGGCCCGCCCGGCGCGGCCGCUCCGCCGCUACCUGCGGCACCUGAGCCUGGCGGACCUGGCGGCGGCGGCGGGGCUGGUGCUGCCGCAGCUGCUCUGGGACCUCACGGACCGGUUCCGCGGCCCCGACCCGCUCUGCCGCCUCACCAAGUACCUGCAGGGCGUCGCCAUGUUCGCCUCGGCAUACGUGGCCGUGGCCAUGGCGUGGGACCGGCACCGGGCCAUCUGCCGGCCCUUGGGGACAGCGCGGGGGACAAUGCCCACCAGGUGCCUGUCACAGGCCACCCUGGGGGGUUCCUGGGCCACCACAGGGAUGUCCAGGGCCACCAUGGGGGGGUCCUGGGCUGCCAUGGGGGACUCUGGGACCACCAUGAAGAGGAACCAGGCCAGUACGGGGGUCCCUCAACCCACUGCAGAUGGGGACUCUGGGGCCACCACAGCAGAGUCCGGGGCCACCCCAGCUGGAUCUGGGGCCACCACGGCGGGGCCUGGGGCCACCAUUCAGGACUACAGGACCACCACAGAGGGGACCGGGCCCACCAUGAAGAGGAACCGGGCCAGCACGGGGGUGCCUCGAUCCACCCCUGCUGGGGACUCUGGGGCCACCACGGAGGGGUCCGGGGCCACCACAGCUGGAUCUGGAGCCACCAUAGAGGACUCUGGGACCACCACAGAGGGGACCAAGACCACCAUGAAGAGGAACCAGGCCAGCACGGGGGUCCCUCAACCCACUCCAGAUGGGGACUCUGGGGCCACCACGGCGGGAUCCGGUGCCACCACAGCUGGAUCCGGUGCCACCAGGUGGUGGUGGCGGGUGGCUGCGGGCCAGGCUCGCUCGGUUCUCUCCCGGUUCCGCUCGGUUCUGUCCCGGUUCCGCUCGGCUCUGUCCCGGUUCCGCCGCCGCUGGGACGCUCUGGCCACGGCCUGGGCCCUGGCUCUGCUCUUCGGGCUGCCCCAGGUCGGCAUCUUCGGGCAGCGCGAGGUGGGCCCGGGCGAGAGCGACUGCUGGGCGGCGUUCGCGCAGCCCUGGGGAGCCCGCGCCUAUGUCACCUGGGUGGCGCUGGCCGUGCUGGUGGCGCCGGCCGUGCUGCUCGGGGUGCUGCUGGUGGCCGUGGCCCGCGCGCUCCGAGGCUCCCCCGGCGGUCCCGGCGGGCUCGGCCGGGCCCGCGCCAAGAGCCACCGCAUGGCCGUGGUGGUGCUGGGAGUGUUCGUGCUCUGCUGGACGCCCUUCUUCUGCGCCCAGCUCUGGGCCGUGUGGGACCCCCGAGCCCCCCGGGAAGGACCCGCGUUCACCAUCCUGAUGCUCCUGGCCAGCCUGACCAGCUGCACCAACCCCUGGAUCUCGGCCGCCUUCAGCACCAGCCUGGCCCGGGCCAUGGGCAGGCUCCUGUGUCCCUGCCGCCACCGCCAUGGGGACACCGGGUGACAUCGGUGACACCGGGUGACACAGGGUCACACAGGGCCAUGCCCCGAGUGCUGUGUCCCUGCUGUCACCGCUGCAGUGACACCGGGUGACGCCGGGUCGCAUGGGGUGACACGAGGUGACACAGGGUGACACAGGGUAACAGGGCCAUGGCCCAUGGCCUGUGUCCCUGCUGCUGCUGCUCAGGUCACACGGGGUGACAGGGGUGACACAGUGUGACACGAGGUGACACAAAGGCCUGAACGAGGAUGGGGCUCACAAUGGUGACUUGUGUGACACGAGGACA